AUGGUCGGGAACAGCCUCAGAGUGCUCCCUGUGGAAGCCCCCAGCCCACGUGGCCGAGGCCACCUGGGGAUAAUGCAGUCAGGGUCUACCCCAGGCUGCACUCACACUGGGCCAGGAGCCCCAGUGCAGGCUGGAGGCCUGCCACCCCAGACGGCCCUGCCCCUCCAGCAGAGCUGCAGACAGCAGCGUCCCGAUGCCUCAGGCCAGGGGCAGCGAGCCUUCACCAUCCUGGCGGACCCCCUGGCCCACGGCGAGGCCCCUCUGUUGGUGCGUGGUUCUCGGGCUCCCAGGGUGCCUAUGUUUCCCGUGAGGGGACAAGACCUUCAAGGGGCUCCGAGGAGGGUUUCUGAUUAA
Molecule: messenger RNA, 354 nt
Organism: Rangifer tarandus platyrhynchus (Svalbard reindeer)
Lineage: Eukaryota; Metazoa; Chordata; Mammalia; Artiodactyla; Cervidae
Source: the annotation of a GenBank genome assembly